Micropterus dolomieu (smallmouth bass) is the source of this 539-nucleotide messenger RNA. RefSeq names its product 2,4-dienoyl-CoA reductase [(3E)-enoyl-CoA-producing], mitochondrial-like. Gene Ontology annotation, molecular function: 2,4-dienoyl-CoA reductase (NADPH) activity. The transcript has 3 exons. The record is from RefSeq and is a predicted model, not a curated record. NCBI's taxonomy places the organism in Eukaryota, Metazoa, Chordata, Actinopteri, Centrarchiformes, Centrarchidae. Gene Ontology annotation, biological process: fatty acid beta-oxidation. The coding region runs from base 138 to 503 and encodes 121 amino acids. Gene Ontology annotation, cellular component: mitochondrion.
GAGCCGGUCUGGUCUUCUCCGCUAGGUGUCUUUAUAAACUCUUCUAUAAAAUAAUUUAAAUACAAAGUUUAAUAUGUGGUGACUCGCGCCUCCAUGUUGGUUUGAUCCGGGUCAAAGGUCACCAGCUGUUGAACAAGAUGGCGGCCGCCGUGUUUUGGAGGAAAGCAGAGUUUUUCAGAUCAGCGCGGGCUUCAGUGCACCAGUCAUGGUUCCACAGCUCGGUGCUCCUUCGUCAGCAGUCCGAUUCUCCUCCUCCUCAGUCGGAGUUCUUCCCUCCGGCGGAAGGCGCCAUGUUGCCACCAGGAAGUUUCACCAAUAGAGUGGCGUUCAUCACAGGAGGGGGGACGGGACUGGGCCGAGCCAUGACCACCACCCUGUCACAGCUGGGAGCUCAGUGUGUCAUCGCCAGCAGGAAGUUGGAUGUCCUGCAGAAAACAGCCGAGGAGAUCAGCCGCCAGACUGGAAACAAGGUGACAAACCAGAAUCAGACCGGACUGGACUAGAUCAAAGCAGACUGACCUGGAGCCUCAUGUUCAAAC